GGGCUGGAAACCAUAACAGAUCAGCCCAUACACAAACCCAACCGGCCAGCAGACCAGGAGGCCUCGACGCCAAUGAAGCCUAUAGCCAAACGAAGCCUACAUACAACGAAGCCUAAUGGGUAUGAGACCAGACCAGUGCUCGAACAGGCAUGGCAUACAGUCGCAAGUCCCUUUGACGCUACUUGAGUUUGAGAUGUCAGUGGAGGGCAGCGCUGAAGAUGUUUCGGCUCUCUUUAUUUAACUUGGCUUUGAAAGAUCUACGGAACCUCUGUAGAUAGGUACCUUGCCGACCUUGCAUGGAACAUUCUCGUGCAAAGCCACCUUCCCGUAGUUUUCGAAUUCUCUCAAGAUGAGUUUUGGUCGUCUUCUGCGCCUUUUUGGCGACGCCAGAUGUAUCCCCAAAGGCAGAGCAGUCCAUGGAAAGAUUAUCACAUCUGGGUUCCGCCCGGAUGUCUAUGCAAACAACCAUUUGAUCUCAUUGUACGCAAAAUCCAAUCGUAUGGAUGAUGCUCGCAAAGUGUUUGAUGCAAUGCCUGAAAGGAACCUUAUUUCAUGGACUGCUUUGAUAUCUGGCUAUUCCCAAACUGGUUUCGAAGAAGAAGCUUUAAAUUGUUUCAGAUUAAUGGUUAUUGAUGGUUUCAAUCCAAAUCCUUAUACAUAUGUUGGAGCCAUAUCUGCUUGCGCUAGUAUAGGCGACACACGAGCUGGUAAGGAGAUUCAUGGAAGGAUUUAUAGACAUGAGCAAGAGUUGAAUGGCCGAGUCAGUAAUUGCUUGAUCAAUAUGUAUGGGAAAUGUGGUUUGUUGAGCUCUGCACGGCUUGUGUUUGAUGCAACUUUGAAGCCAGAUUUAGUUUCUUGGACUUCGAUACUUGCCUGUUAUUGUCAAUGUGGGGAAAAUCUGGAGGGGUUAAAGAUUUUCAUGCAGUCACAGAAGGAAGGAGUAGAGGUUAGUGAAUUUUCUUGUGCAAGUAUGUUGGGAGCUUGUGCUGCGCUUGAGAACUUGAAGGUUGGGAUGCAAUUGCAUUCCCUUGUCAUCAAGUGUGCACUUGGAUUAGACAACUUCGUUAUGACAGCAUUGAUAAAUCUUUAUGCCAAGUGUGGAGAAUUACACUCUAGUCAUCGGGCAUUUUUGGAGGUGGACAAGCCACAGUUACAGGCUUGGACUGCAUUAAUGGGAGGCUAUGCUCAACAAGGAAAAGAAAGAGACGCCAUUGAUCUUUUCCACAAGUUCCAUUCUUCGGGUUUGAAACCUGGUGAAAGGACAUUCUCGUCAGUACUUGGAGCAUUUGCAAAUAUGGCAGACGUUGAAGUUGGAAAACAACUCCACUCUUUGAUCAUUAAAAUGGGAUUCAUUUCAUUCAUAUUUGUUGGCAACGCAGUUCUGGAUUUUUACUCAAAAUGUGGGCUUCUCGGGGAAUCAUCAAAGACUUUCGAGGAAAUGCUUGAACAUGAUGUUGUCUCCUGGAAUGCGUUGAUUUUUGGGCAUCUUAGAUCAGGUCAUCAUGGAGAAGCUGUUGAGCUUCUAAAGGAUAUGUUGAUCGAAGGAUUUGAACCUAAUCUUUACACAUAUUCUAGCAUUUUGAGCAUCUGUGGUGAUCUCCCAGCCAUCGAGUGGGGGAGACAAACGCAUUGCUGCAUCAUGAAACCUGGGUUCAACACCAAUGUGGUUGUUGGGAGUGCUCUUAUAGACAUGUACGCUAAGUGCGGAAGAGUAAGUGAAGCUCAGAAAGUUUUUGAUAACCUAAUUACAAAAAACUUAGUUUCUUGGAAUACCAUGCUUGUGGGAUAUGCACAACAUGGUUUUGGCAGAGAAGCUUUAGAGAUCUAUAACAUGAUGCAGAGAAAUGGAAUUGAGCCUAAUGAUAUAACAUUUCUUGGAGUAUUAUCUGCCUGUGGGCAUGUGGGACUUGUAGAGGAGGGAUGGGGCCACUUUAAUUCCAUGAUCAGGGACCAUGGUAUUGCCCCAAGGACAGAUCAUAUAGCUUCUUUGGUCAGCCUUUUUGCCCGUAAAGGACAGACAAAAAGAGCUUUUGAGUUCAUAAGGAGUUUUCCCAUGGAUCCUGAUAAGGUGGUAUGGCGGUGUCUCUUGUCUGGCUGCAAAAUUCACAAGAAUUUGGCUCUAGCAAGAUAUGCUGCAGAGAAGAUCUUGAGUAUUGAUCCAGAAGAUACUUCAGCUCAUAUCACCCUAUCAAAUAUAUAUGCUGAGGCCAAGAUGUGGAAUGAAGUAGCAAAAGUGAGAAAAAUAAUGAAGAUAAAGGAUUUAAAGAAAGACACAGGAUAUAGCUGGGCUGAAUUGAAGAACAAAAUAUAUUACUUUUCUGCAAGUCAUUAUAGACAAUUCCAAGAAACCAAUCUCCAUCAGGUUUUGGAUGGGUUAACAGAGCAGUUGUUUGAUGCAGGAUACGUACCAGAUGCCAUGUUCUUACUGCACCCCAGUGACUAAGCUAGGGAGAUUGAUUGGAUAAAAAAAGUAUUUGGUCAUAUGGCAUGAAAUAUACUUAAGUCAUUUACAUGUGAGAAAAUAAGACACGUGAAUCAAUGACGAUCUGAGAUAAUAGAUGAUGGCAUUAGAUGUUAUGAAGAGGAGGACUUCGCACGCAUAGAAUGUUUGAAAAUUCAAAAUUGGUGCUGACUUGUUAUAUGCCUUGUAAGUAGACAGUCUGAGGUCAUGAAAGAUGCGAGUGACGGGAGAUUAGAAAAAUGUUCAAGACUGAUGGUGUGGGAGGACCCCUAGGUGAGAGGUUAACAAACUCAAGGCAUUGUAGCCUUAGUUUCAGAGGGUAGUCUGCGACACACCUGAUUCUCGGGCCUGCUCCUGUUGACCAUUUCAAAUAAAGCCGAUGCCCUAAUUGAUAUGAGCUUACUUCUUUUUUUGACUUGAUCCUCUGCAAUAUCUUUCUUUGGAUCCCUUCUCUUCGGACUCAAGACUAUUGGACAAGGUUCUCUUAUAAUGGCUCGUUCUUCUUUUUGAGAAAAUAUACAUGAUUCAGAGGGUCCACAGUCCGCUGUUCUCAAUCUCAAAAGAAGCUUGAAACUGGAGUGGUUCAAAGUUCUUUCGUUCUCCAAGUUUACUUCCUUCCUGCACUGAUUUGCUGAUAUCGUAGCUCCCAUGAUUGUCAACAGGGGAAAUAAUCUAGGAAAAGCUCAGGAUUAUUAAAAAAGAAGUACAAAAUUGAGUUUGGUACCCGAACUUCAUCAUAGCUGAUUCUAUUCUCCUUGAGGAAGGCAAAGAAGCUGCCAAGGUUCUACUUCUUCUCAUCAAUUUGAUGGUAAUGUCCAUCCACUGUAUGCCAAUGCAUGCGGGCGGGAAGCCAUGAGCACAAAUAUUCACCAAUCAUGUUGAUAAACUUUAUCCAUCAUCAAAUUAAAGUUCGAAAGUAUUUACAAAAUGAUGUUCUAUUAUGUUCACUAGUCUUGAUCCUACCAGAAUUGACACAAUGUAUGCUGCUCUGUGGAAUAGCCAAUGCAUGCUUUUACAGAAAUUAUAAACCAAAGAUGAUCCUGUGAACUCGUUUAAACUAAAUUGA
This is a messenger RNA of Juglans regia (Persian walnut), 3527 nucleotides long. RefSeq names its product pentatricopeptide repeat-containing protein At2g27610-like. Gene Ontology annotation, biological process: RNA modification. The record is from RefSeq and is a predicted model, not a curated record. The coding region runs from base 350 to 2443 and encodes 697 amino acids. NCBI's taxonomy places the organism in Eukaryota, Viridiplantae, Streptophyta, Magnoliopsida, Fagales, Juglandaceae. Gene Ontology annotation, molecular function: protein binding; RNA binding. The transcript has 2 exons.